Salvelinus fontinalis (brook trout) is the source of this 3233-nucleotide messenger RNA. RefSeq names its product zinc finger protein 23-like. The transcript is spliced from 3 exons. Bases 268 to 1158 code for a protein of 296 amino acids. The record is from RefSeq and is a predicted model, not a curated record. NCBI's taxonomy places the organism in Eukaryota, Metazoa, Chordata, Actinopteri, Salmoniformes, Salmonidae.
GGACCGGACGCUUCUUCAGGAACAACAACGCGGAUACUCUUUCAACCACCUCGGUAGCUUGCUAGCCAACAUAAAACUGAAAGGUUUACGUUUUAGACCAUGUUUGUGUACAUUAGCUAAUCCCAGUGUUUUAAACAAAUUUCGGUUGACGUAUCAACUGCUUAACUUUAACCUAAUUUGCUUGUUCAAUUUGCAAACUUGUUAAAGAUUGAUACUGAGCCUAGCACUAGGCUAGUCGCUAAUGCUAGCUAGCUAACAUCCCUGACCAUGAGCACACCAAACUACUCUUCCCUUGCUAAUGAAGAGGGGGUCUGCUGUAUGGAGAAAGAAUCUUUCAGAAUGAAAAAGGAGGAAGAGGAGGCUGUUAUAGUGAAAGAAGAGGAAGAACCUUUUAGAGAGGAAGAGGAUGCUAUCUCAGUAAAGGUCAACGCUAGCCCUUCCUCCCUCCCGGAGUCCCCGUGUCAUGCCUCUCCCGGUAGCGCCGUACUGCUGGGUAUGAAGAGGUUGUCUGUGCUGCUGGUAGACUGCAGGAAAACAACGGGGCUGAGUGGAACUGUGAGAGGAGGAGAAGAGAAGAAAGGAUCAGAUUUGACACAUCAAAGAGAAAGACCAGACUCAGAGGAACCAGAGCCAGGGACGUCCAAACCAGCAAGAAGACACCAGUGCUCCCACUGUGGAAAGGGUUGUAACCACUUAUGGGAGCUGAAGCAACACGAGAGAAUACACACAGGGGAGAAGCCUUACCACUGCUCCCAGUGUGGAAGGAGUUUUAGCCAGAAAGGAUACCUAAACCAACACGAGAGAAUACACACAGGGGAGAAGCCUUACCACUGCUCCCAGUGUGGAAAGAGUUUUAACCUGUUAGGGUACCUGAAACGACAUGAGAGAUUACACACAGGGGAGAAGCCUUACCACUGUUCCCAGUGUGGAAAGGGUAUUAACCUCUUAUGGGAGCUGAAACAACACGAGAGAAUACACACAGGGGAGAAGCCUUACUAUUGCUCCCAUUGUGGCAAGAGUUUUAACCUCUUAUGGGAGCUGAAACAACACGAGAGAAUACACACAGGGGAGAAGCCUUACCACUGCUCCCAGUGCGGCAAGAGUUUUAACCAGAAAAGACACCUGAACCUGAGAGAAUACACACAGAAGAGAGAAUAAUUACUUCUCCUACUGUGUAAAUUGAUAUUUCACAUCACAUUGACUUAAAAUUCAUCAGAGAACAUACACAGUGCUCCCAUUGUCUUAUAUUGUUGACUGAUAAUGUGUUUACUUGUUUAUACCAUAUGAAAUUGAAUUGUACACAGUAUACUCAAACAUAUAUUUGUUUGUUUUUAUUAGAAAACAAAUUGUAUAUGGAGUCUGUCAGUUUGAAUAUAAAGUAGAUCAGAUUCCAUGUGUUUAAAUGGUCCUUUUUUAAACUCUGACUAUGUGUGUUUAUCUGGGUGUGUCAUUCCUCCAGCACUACAGAUAAUCGAGUGAUAUUUGGAUGUGAUUCUUUUGCUCCAUUGUUGAUAUUUGCAUUGUUGGCCCACUGAUGAUUUAAUGACAUUAAAAUGUUCAGACUGUAAUGGAAAAUGGUAAUUGUAUAUGUCCACAUAACUGAGUAUGUGACUAACCUUGUGAAACUGUCUUAUUAUAAUCUCCUGUUCCUGGGAGUAUCAUCCUGUGUUGCAAACCAGCUGUACCUGCAUCCUUGUAUGAAUAAAGUCCCUCCCAGGAACAGGAAACUAUAAAGAUAUGUGCUCAUCAACCAAUGCUUCAGGAAUUCAGACUGUCUACACUUCGCUGUGUAACUGUUGUAUAAGAGGUUAAACAAAGAUUCUGGUGUGACUCUGAUGUGGAAGAUGUUAUAAAUAUUUGUUGGUUUGAUUUGAUUAAUGAGGAGCAUCCAGACACUGCACUUGAUGAAUUUAUGAAAUUGCUUCUUCCAAUUAUUGAUAAACAUGUACCUGUUAAGAAACUGACUGUUAGAACUGUUAAGGCUCCGUGGAUUGAUGAGGAGUUUAAAAACUGUAUGUUUGAAAGAGUUGGGGCAAAAGGAGUGGCUAAUAAGUCUGGCUGCACAUCUGGCUGGCUUACGUACUGCAAAUGGAGAAAUGAUGUGACCAAACUCAACAAAAAUAAUAAACUUUAUUAUGAAUCCAAGAUCAAUGAUAUAAAGAAUGAUGUAAACAAACUUGUAAAAAAAACAUAAUGAAAGAAAAGCAUUGCAAGUAUUGACUGUUGUAAAGUUAUUGUGGGAGAGGUGGAAAAAUUGUUAUCGAUCAAUAAUGACAAACCUCCUGGCAUUGACAACUUAGAUGGGAAGCUACUGAGGAUGGUAGCUGACUCUAUAGCCACUCCUAUCUGUCAUAUUUUUAAUCUGAGCCUAGAGGAAAGUCGUUGUCCUCAAGCCUGGAGGGAAGCCAAAGUAAUUACGCUACCCAAGAGUGGUAAAGCGGCCUUUACUGGUUCUAACAGCAGACCUAUAAUCUUGCUGCCAGCUCUAAGCAAACUGUUGGAAAAAAUCGUGUUUGACCAAAUACAAUGCUAUUUGUCUGUAGAAAAAUUGACAACAGAUUUUCAGCAUGCUCAUCGUGAAGGGCACUUAACAUGUACGCACUGACACAAAUGACUGAUGAUUGUGCAGAUUUCAGUGCAGCCUUUGAUAUUAUUGACCAUAACCUGUUGUUUAAGAAUGUCUGUGCUAUGGCUUUUCAACCUCUGCCAUAUCGUGGAUUCAGGGCUAUCUACCUAAUUGAAUUCAACAGGUUUUUAAUGGAAGCUUCUCUAAUGUCAAACAUGUAAAGUGUGAUGUACUUCUUUUUUUUACCAAUGACCUGCCACUGGCAUUAUACAAAGCAUGUGUGUCCAUGUAUGCUGAUGAUUCACCCAUAUACACAUCAGGAACCACAGCUAAAGAAGUCACUGAAACCCUUAACAAAGAGUUGCAGUCUUUUUUGGAAUGGGUGGCCAGUAAUAAACUGGUCCUGAACAUCUCUAAAACUAAGAGCAUUGUAUUUGGUACAAAUCAUUCCUUAAGUUCUAGACCUCAGCUGAAUCUGGUAAUGAAUUGUGUGGCUGUUGAACAAGUUGAGGAGACUAAAUUACUUGGCAUUACCUUAGAUUGUAAACUGUCAUGGUCAAAACACAUAGAUUCAAUGGUUGUAAACAUGGGGAGAGGUCUAGCCGCAAUAAAGAGAUGCUCUGCUUUUUUGACACCACACUCCAAAAAGCAAGUUCUGCAGGCUCUA